ACGGAAGUUUGGCAGUGUUGCCACGACUGGCUCCGGGUCGGCUCUCUGUGCAAUUCAAAUGUACUACCGGUAGUUUUCUCCCUUCUCAGGUCCUUCCUAUUACGCCGGGCUGGAUGAGGAAGGCGUCAACACAUUCACCUCGGUGAAGUGAAUCUCUCACCCCACCUUGACCGAUUUCACCGAGAUAGGUAGCAGAGAUAAGUGACGAGGGCGCGGUGUGGAAAAGAACUCAUAUCAGAUCUUAUCAGAUCCUUCCCAGCGCAACCCCACCAUGCGAACCCCGCGGUCCGCAAUCCGCAGCGACGCAGGCCGAGGCGGGCUGCCCCUCACCAGCAAAGCCGACCAUAUCCCUCCCUCACACCACCCGAGUCAAUAACGACACAUUGCAACGACACACGCAGGCGCAAACGGAUUUCCUCUGUCGCAAAGCAUCUUGAGCAUACGAAAGUGAGCGCAAACGCAAGGAUAUAAACAUCACAAUCAUGGCGCAAGUUGCAAAUCAGGUAGCGGGCGCAGGGGAGCUCUUCGUCAACGGGCGCAUCUUUCUGCACAACGCCGAAGCCGGCCUCGAGACACAACCCACCUUUGCCGAGAGCAUGUUCGUCGCCAACGGCAUUAUCGAGAACAUUGGCACAACAGAGGACCUCAAGGCAAGACACACAUCAGGAGAGGUCACCACACAUGACUUGGAAGGCAGGACAGUCCUGCCGGGCUUCAUCGACGGCCACGUGCACCUCCUCCUCCUCGGCCAGUCGCUGCGCAAAGUAAGCCUCGAGAACUGCACAUCACUGGAAGAGAUCCGCGCCGCCAUCAAGGCGUACGCCGUCGCCAACCCGGACGUCCCGCGCAUCAUGUGCAAGCUGUGGAUGCACUCCAUGACCCCCGACGGCGUCGACAAGACUAUGCUUGACGACAUUGACCCCCGACCAAUCUUCAUCGACACAAAGGACCUUCACUCGACCUGGUGCAACACAGCCGCCAUCAAGGAGCUCGGCAUCGAGAACAUGCCGGACCCGUCAGGAGGCAAGAUCCAUCGCGACACCGAGGGCAAAGCGACGGGUCUCCUCAGCGAGGCCGCCGUGCUCACCAUCGUGUGGCCUCAUCUCGCCCAGGUGGCCCCCAAGAGAGAUCGGAUGGACGCCAUGAAGGAUGCCGUGCAGACCUAUAACGCAUCAGGCUACACAGGGCUGAUUGAGAUGGCCAUGGACGAGCCGGCAUGGGACGCAGCGUGCUCGCUCCGCGCCGAGGAACCCAAUUUGCCCAUGCGCAUCCACGCCUACUGGCUCAUCAAACCAUCCGAAUCCGAGGAGGAGCGCUUCAAGCAGGUCGAUCGGGCCAUCGAACUACACAACGAGCUGAACAAGGCCACCUCCCCCGACCUGCGUAUCGUAGGCAUCAAAAUCAUCACCGACGGCAUCAUCGACGCCUGCACCGCCCACCUGUCAGAGCCCUAUGCCGAGGUGGGUUCCCCCCCGCCCUUCUGGAGCGCCGAGUGGCUCGGCCCCGUGGUUGCGAGGGCAGACGCCGCCGGAUUGCAAAUCGCCCUGCACGCGAUAGGCGACGCAGCCAUCAAGAACGCAGUCAACGCCCUCGCCAACCACGCCACGCCUGGCCGCCGCCACCGCCUCGAGCACAUUGAGAUGGCAUCUCCCGAGGAUGCAAAGCACCUGGGCGAGUUGGGCCUCACGGCUUCCAUCCAGCCCGUCCACGCCGACCCGGCCAUCCUCCGCGCCUGGCCGCGCCUCAUUGGCGCCCACCGCUGCGAGCGCGCCUUUGCCUACCGCGAAUUCGCAGACCACGGCGCGCUCCUCGCACUCGGUAGCGACAGCCCCACGGCCCCCUGGGCGCCGCUGCAAAACGCCUACGUCGCGACAACGCGGCGGUCCGCCAGGGAGCCGGGGUACGAUGUGGUCGUCAACGAGCACUUUAAGCUGGGCGUGUGCGAGGCCAUCACGGCGGGCGCAUUCGGAACUGCAAAGAGCGUGUUUGCGGAGGAUCGGACGGGUUCUCUGCAGGUUGGCAAGCGCGCGGACUUUGUGGUGGCGGAGAUGGAUUGGACGCCGCAGGGCCUGCUCAAGGGCGAGAUCAAGGCUACCUGGUUUGACGGGCGGAGGGUGUGGCCGUCUCCCGAUGCGUAGGGUGUUAUUCGGGAGAUGGAAACUGCUCCUCCUCCUCCAUCAGUUCAUGUUGAGAAUCAGACUUUGAGUUGUGCCGCGGUCGCUGCUAUUGACUGCUGCAUUUCAGUACAUACGCCCUGUACAUGCAGCCGAGAGGCAAAAAUACAAAGCCCAGCCAAUUGGUGGUGUUCGUGUACAAGUAUUUGUCGGCUCCCACAUGACAUGUUCAGAUAUUUGUAAAUGAGGGUUCGUGUGUACUUGUUAUUGAGUGUGUGUGUAUGUGCUGUGCGUUUGCGUGUGUCUGUAUGCGAAAGAGAAAACGCAAGUCAGUUUGAUCUGUGUGAGUAAGGUAGUAGUCGUGUGUGUGUGAGUGUGUCAGUAUGCCAGCCGGCGCAGUAUUCUGGGAAUAGUUUCAUCCCAUCUCGUGCGUGUUUCCGGCUUUGCGGCAAGAUGGCACUGGCCGCUCUCCUGCCCUCCCC
Messenger RNA from Colletotrichum acutatum, 2596 nucleotides. Its product is annotated as amidohydrolase. The transcript has a single exon. The record is from RefSeq and is a predicted model, not a curated record. Gene Ontology annotation, molecular function: hydrolase activity, acting on carbon-nitrogen (but not peptide) bonds. NCBI's taxonomy places the organism in Eukaryota, Fungi, Ascomycota, Sordariomycetes, Glomerellales, Glomerellaceae. The coding region runs from base 483 to 2138 and encodes 551 amino acids.